This is a messenger RNA of Osmia bicornis bicornis, 1602 nucleotides long. RefSeq lists its product as uncharacterized. Bases 546 to 1400 code for a protein of 284 amino acids. The transcript is spliced from 3 exons. NCBI's taxonomy places the organism in Eukaryota, Metazoa, Arthropoda, Insecta, Hymenoptera, Megachilidae. The record is from RefSeq and is a predicted model, not a curated record.
UCUAUUAGAAAAAUUAACAGCACGUAAACAGGAAACGCGAUUCGCAAGCAAUCCCUGCUUAAUAUAUCUGCACAACUGUUUCAGUUGAAAGCCCCACCCCUGUCACAUCUCUCAAUCGUAUCAGCAUUUUUGUUCAAAAUUUUCAUAUCAAUUUACUAUAUUAUCAAUUAAAUAUGUUUUUGCUUGUAGAAUAAGAAAAUUUGUUUCUCUGAAGAACGCUAUUAAUCAAUUGAUAUGCGUUUAUAGAUAACAAUAUUCUAAUUAUUUUGUUCAAUUUGUGAAUCAAAUUUUUCCCGCCAUUGUAGUAAAUGGUUAGUUUUCAAUACAUCGUAUUCGAUGUAUGUAACGAAUGUUAAUAUUUAGUAUUUAGUGAUGUAAAUAAUUAUUACUAAUUGUAUAUAUACAAUUUUUAUAGAUUGACUAUUAAUUGUUAGAUUUAAAAGUUUUUUACUUCAUUGAAGUAUACUAACCUGAACGUAACCCUUGUAAAAAUGAUAAGAAUGAAAUAGUAUUUAUUGAUUCAUUACAAGAAUCUGUUAUAUGCAAUGGAAGUUACAAACAAUGGCCAAGAUGACAAUUCUUUGUUGUUAAAUAAGGAUUUUUUACAAAUUUCGUGUAACUGGCAAAUCAGUAAUAAUAAACAAUUUCAUGAUGCAUUCACUGUGGCCCCUUUUUGUGAAGAACCUAUAAAGAUUAACUGUGAUGAUAUAGUUUCUUUAAAUACAUGUAUAUCUUUACAACCAAUUCAAUCGGAUAAUGAACCAUGCAUGUUAGAUAUAAAACUGAUUAAUAAUCAGAGGAUAUCUCGUAUUGCUGUAGUUUCAGAGGCUUAUGUGUUAGAGUUUUUCAAACAAUUUGGAGAAUAUGAAAAAACAAUAUUUGCAGAACUUAUAGAUGACUUUGAAGAAAAUUUUAUUUAUUUUGCACAAGCAACAAUUAACCCUUAUUCUACAGAAGCUAGUAUUAAGUUCACAAAAACAAAAAGCAAAAAUUCAGUUCUGUGGAUAUAUGGGAUAAAAUUAUACUUAACAGAACCUAUUAAUGAACCUGAAAGUUUCUCCACAGAAAUAUUUAAUCCUGAAAUAAUAAAAAAUUUUCUUACUAAGUUUACCUUAAAUAAUGAAGGGAACAAUAUCACCAAUGCUGUUCAGUCAUCCACUAAAAGUAUAUCAGAUUCAUCAACAAAUAACAAUAUUGAACAAAGUAAUGAAAAAGAAAUAGUACAGUCUAUCACUGAAAAUACUAUAUCAAAUAUUACAGACAUUACAACUUAUAUUGAUCAGAAAUUUUGUGAUAUGGAAAAUAGAAUAAUGAAAAGGAUUGAAGAAAUGGAGCAAAGAACAAAUCAGAAACUUGAUAUGAUUUUAAAACAGUUAGAAACUCAAUUUUGUGCCAAAUGACCUUCAUUCUAUAUAAUACAUUCUUGUAAAUAACUAACAAUGUAUUUAAUGUAUGUAAUUUAAUAUGUAAAGUACAAAGAAAAAGAAAAACAGAUUUUGGAAAUAACACUGUUUUUCUGAUUUUUCAGUAUCUAAAUUGUACACAUUACAUCUAAUAAUACACAAUUAUAUGUACUUAUGAUUAAAUGUAUUUAUAUAUUAA